Molecule: messenger RNA, 1184 nt
Organism: Laetiporus sulphureus 93-53
Lineage: Eukaryota; Fungi; Basidiomycota; Agaricomycetes; Polyporales; Laetiporaceae
Exons: 5
Coding region: 191-1030 (279 amino acids)
Molecular function (GO): RNA binding
Source: RefSeq, a predicted model, not a curated record
GGCCCGGACGUAAAUAGCAGGCCACUUGCUAAACGACUGGCCACCACCAUGGGUCGCAUCUACGUUACACACUCAUAUAAACUUUGCACCACGUUCAAUUCUCCGCUCGCGCACUCCUGCACCCAGCACGUCGAAUCACUGUCAAGAACCACGUCACUCCCCCGCAAAGAACCAUCCGCUUCAGACGACCAUGGUUCGCUAUAAUAAGGCCCCCAGCCCUCCCGCAAUCGACCGGGCUGACCCUGUUUCACGGCAGCUAGCCAAUAUGACUCUUGGCGUAGACUAUAGUCCAGGGGCUAAACGAACCCAGGACAAGGGGAAGGGGAAACAGAGAGCAUCUGCCGCCAUGGGCAUCGGCAAGAAACACAAGCUGGAGAUGUCCAAGAAGAAGAAGUCUCAAGUCAGAGAAGUGCCGAAACAUCAAUGGCUCAGAAGACACGAAUGGUCGUAUAUAUUCGUUGGGAACCUCAAUUCUUCUGUCAGUGAAGAGAUGCUAAAGACAGUUUUCGAGCCAUACGGCGAGGUUUAUCGCAUACAAAUUCGCGCAAGCGCGGGUGUCCCAAGCGCUGUACCCCUCCCGAAUGUAUCCAGUGCAGCUGAUCAACAGUAUGCAUCAGUCGAAUUCCGUGAUAUUACGGCGGCCAGACGGGCGCUGUGUGCCAAUGGACAGAUAAUUCCCGGGACCAAGGUCAAGAUGACGGUCUCCCUUAGCAUUGACGAUUUGCCUGAGACGCAGAAAAUCCUGGAGGAACGCAUAGCAAGCAAAGCGCCGCCACGCGAUAUAUUCGGACUGGGUGUCUCAAAGACGGUGGGCAAGGUCGUCGGGACGGUAAAACGUCUAACGGUUGAGAGGACCGCUGUGGUGGAUCUUGGUGUUCCUCCACCAGAGACUUCCGAGCAUCCACCUGUGACCACUGGACCUGGCCGACCGCUACCUGGUCCUUCUAAGGAUAUAGAAGCACCUCGGACGAGCGAAUUAACUAGACAGAAGGCAUGGGACGUCAUCUCCUUUGCUCGGACUAUCAUGUAGCCAUUGCGUGUUGUUGCUGUUUUCCUGGACCGUCCUAGUGCUUGCCUGCCCUGCUCUUGUUGCUGAACAUAUUAUUAUCGUCCUAUAAUGUCGUUGCUGUCGUUGUAUGUAUUUGCAGAAUCCAGUACAAACAAGUUUACAUGAAAGGAGAUGC